Messenger RNA from Phytophthora sojae, 849 nucleotides. RefSeq lists its product as hypothetical. The record is from RefSeq and is a predicted model, not a curated record. The coding region runs from base 1 to 849 and encodes 282 amino acids. Gene Ontology annotation, molecular function: DNA binding. The transcript is spliced from 4 exons. Gene Ontology annotation, biological process: DNA integration; DNA transposition. NCBI's taxonomy places the organism in Eukaryota, Oomycota, Peronosporomycetes, Peronosporales, Peronosporaceae.
AUGGGUUCGGUGGCGAAAUCCACCGAGCCUUUUCACACGGCGGUCCUGGUUGCUGUGGUUUCCAAGGACGCUGGGCGCGUGGUGUCACCGCAGGUGGUGCGCAACCGCCUCAACGCAGUCGGCCUUGACGGCCGCUCUGCUAGGAAGAAACCUUACCUCUCCAAGAAACACCGCAAGCAGUGUCUCGUCUAUACAAAGAGGCUGGCUCAUCUGGAGAAGGACGACUGGGCGAAUGUCCUCUUUACAGACGAGGCACCGGUGGAGCUGCACGAUACCAGCGGUCGUGUGUCGGUGUGGCGCCGGACACACGAAGCCUUCUAUGAGAAGUGCGUCGUGCCGACCUUCAAGUCCAGCCGCAAGUCGUUGAUGAAGUCCGUGGACGGCGCCUACUACCGACACCUGCUUCAACAGGAGAUCCCGAUCACCCACCAGCUCCCUGGUCUGCCCCAACGUAGACAACGCUCCAGUGCAUCUCAUCGCGCUAAGGCCACGGCGAAGUUCGUGAAGUCUUUGGGGCUCCACGACCUUCGUCACCCCGCCCAGAGCCCCGAUCUCAACCCAAUUGGGAACGUGUGGGCGAUCAUAAAGCGGGAGCUGAAUCGACGUCAUGUGCCUGUGGCGAGGCUGCGACACGGCGAAACCCGCCGCAUCAAGCGCGACUCGGUCGGCCUGCUACUGCGUCGGCUUGCGCAGGGUAGUCAGCGCCACGAGCAGCUCCGCUUCGAAGUCGACGGCCUUGGUCUGGGCCCGUGCGAGGUGCUGGCGAACGACACGCGCGGCCGAUCCCGGAAAUCGAAGGCCGCGGAGAUGCGGGACCUUCGCGAUGAGCUUCCCAGAUGUCUUGGCUAG